Messenger RNA from Fusarium vanettenii 77-13-4, 1290 nucleotides. RefSeq lists its product as uncharacterized. Lineage: Eukaryota; Fungi; Ascomycota; Sordariomycetes; Hypocreales; Nectriaceae. Bases 1 to 1290 code for a protein of 429 amino acids. The record is from RefSeq and is a predicted model, not a curated record. Gene Ontology annotation, molecular function: DNA-binding transcription factor activity, RNA polymerase II-specific; DNA binding; zinc ion binding. Gene Ontology annotation, biological process: DNA-templated transcription; regulation of DNA-templated transcription. The transcript has 5 exons.
AUGACCCGCCCAACUGGUUCAACGGGGCCCAAGAGGCCAUACAAAGUCCGACAAGCCUGCGAUGCCUGUCAUGUACGCAAAGUGCGCUGCGAUGGCUGUAAGCCAUGCAUAAACUGCCAAGACGGGGCCAAAGGGAGUCCCAGCGAAGCAUCUAAUUGCCCCGAGCCAUCUUCUCGAAUCACCGAUCAAGUCAUCCGAUGGUGUCUUGACGCCUACUUCAAGCACAAGUAUCCGCUCACGCCGAUCCUCCAUCGUGAGACAGUCGAGCAAACUCCAGUCUCGCCCGAGCAAUACGGCCUCAUCACAGCCUGCUGCGCUGUCAUUUCGCUUUCUCCAGAGAUUCUCUCUCCAACAUCUCCCCACGAUGAGCUAAUAAUUCCAUCUGCCGAUUUCCUCAUCUCUGAAACCCUCCGCGCAAGACAGCAUUGUAACCUCGUCGAGCACCCAUCCUUGACACAUAUCCAGACAUCAUUCUUUCUCUAUGCCGCCUUCUUCUCCCUGGAUCAGGAUAAUUCAGCGUGGUACUACCUGCGAGAGGCCAUUACCAUCCUGCAGACGCUGCGGCUGCACGAGGAGGCCACCUACAGCGACAUUGACGAUCCGGUCUUGGCUACUUACGCUCGGCGCAUGGCCUGGGUGCUCUUCAUCACUGAGAGGGGCUACGCAUUGCAGAGGAAUCGACAGAUUACGCUGCAAAUUACCUUGAACGUACCCAUGGUCGAUCUAUCAGGUUCAGGUGCUGAGAUACUCCUUGGGUUUCUCGAUCUCAUUUCUCUCUUUCGCCACUUUGAUGCCGAUUUUAUCGCAAACCGGAACUCUGCGACUCCCUCAAACGCCGAAGAUCCUGGGCAACUAUCAACACUCCAGAAUCUCCUCAAGUACACGCUCCCUAACGUAUCCAACUAUUCCCAGGUCCAGCAAGCAGACCUCCUAGUAUCACGGCAAUGGCUCAAGAUCAUAGUCUGGAAGCUCUGCGCGUCAAAGACUCUGCUCUCGAGCACCUGCAGCGAAGACGCCAUGUCACUGCAUUAUCCCGUCACCGUCGCACGUGGAAUCGUACUCGCCUCCCAGCUGGUGUCGACUCAAGCUUUCGAGGCCAAUGGUAUUGGGAUACUGGAAAAGGUCUUUGAAGUGGCAUGCUCACUGGCUGAUCUUUUGUCAUUGGUGCCCGUGGGCAGUCAGGGAUCGACUAUGGAUGUUGGUCCCGUUGAUAUUUUGAUGGAGAUGGUGUCUUCUCGCGAGUAUAGACAGGAGUCUGCCUCUGCCAGUCGACGACGACGAGUCUGUUAA